Molecule: messenger RNA, 1815 nt
Organism: Vigna unguiculata (cowpea)
Lineage: Eukaryota; Viridiplantae; Streptophyta; Magnoliopsida; Fabales; Fabaceae
Product: zinc finger CCCH domain-containing protein ZFN-like
Molecular function (GO): mRNA binding; metal ion binding
Source: RefSeq, a predicted model, not a curated record
AAAAAGAGAUGGCACGUGUGGGAGAAGAGAGAGAAAGAAGAGAUGAGAGUUGUGGUGAGGUUUGUGGAGAGGAGAAGUUUCUCUUUUGAGGAAUGGGGUGGAGAAGGUGGGAAAUGAGAAUUGAAAGGCUUAUGAAUGGAGAAGAAGAAGCUCAACCUCAUCAUCCCUAAUCCUCAACCUCAUGGAAUCAUUCCACGCCGCAAUUCCCCAAUCUCUCAAGGACAAGGUUCACUGUGGAUGAUGAAUUUGAGGAGUGGCGAAACAAUGGAUUCUGGAGCUUAUCCGGAGCGUCCAGGGGAGCCAGACUGUUCAUAUUACAUCAGAACUGGACUCUGUAGAUUUGGUGCAACGUGUCGAUUUAAUCAUCCUCCUAACAGGAAGCUGGCUAUUGCCACUGCAAGGAUGAUAGGCGAGUUCCCAGAAAGAAUAGGACAACCAGAAUGUCAGUACUAUCUGAAGACAGGAACUUGCAAAUUUGGCGCUACAUGCAAAUUUCAUCAUCCUAAAGACCAGGCUGGGAUUGCUGGAAGAGUUGCCUUAAAUACUUUAGGCUAUCCGCUCCGACCUAAUGAGCCUGAAUGCACUUAUUAUUUGAGAACAGGACAAUGCAAAUUUGGAAACACUUGCAAAUUCCACCAUCCUCAACCGAGUAAUAUGAUGCUUUCGUUACAGGAUUCCUCCGUUUACCCUACUGUCCAUUCUCCAACUACACCAGGUCAGCAGUCGUAUGCAGGGGGAAUUACAAAUUGGUCAAGGGCAUCAUACAUCCCUAGUCCCCGCUGGCAGGGCCCUUCAAGUUAUGCACCCUUAAUUCUUCCUCAGGGAGUAGUUUCGGUGCCUGGGUGGAGUGCAUACGGUGGUCAAGUGGGAUCAAUCUCUACUUCAGACAGUCAUCAGCAAGCAAUGAGAAAUGGUCAAACGUAUGGAACUUCUCGCCAAAGUGAGCUAGCAAACGCAGGAUCACCUGGAGCAUAUUCUCAAUACCGUUCUGGCACUGUUCCAGUAGGGUUUUAUGCAUUGCAGAGGGAAAACAUAUUUCCUGAGAGACCUGGCCAGCCUGAAUGCCAAUUCUACAUGAAGACAGGAGAUUGUAAGUUUGGCGCAGUCUGUCGGUUCCACCACCCAAGCGAAAGGCUAAUUCCUGCUCCUGACUGUGUCUUGAGUCCCAUGGGCCUUCCUUUACGUCCGGGAGAACCUUUGUGUGUCUUCUAUUCUCGUUAUGGCAUAUGCAAAUUUGGCCCGAGUUGCAAGUUUGACCACCCAAUGGGAAUUUUCACCUAUAAUAUCUCUGCAUCGCCUUCAGCUGAUGCCCCGAGCAGGCAUCUGCUACGAUCUUCAUCAGGAACUGCUGCGUUAAAUUUAUCUUCGGAAGGACUUGGUGAGUCGAGCUCAGCAGCAACGCCCAGGCGGCUUUCAUUAUCAGAGACAAGACAGAUACCUUCUGGUGAUGAUGACAUCGAUGAUGAUGGAUGAUGAUGUCUCUUGAAAAUGGGUCAUUUAGCUUUUACAAUUUUUGUAAGGGGAGAGAUGAUUAAUCUGUAAAUUAAUUUUCCCAUUGCUGGAGAUGUACAGAGGUCAUGUAUGUUUUUGAUUCUGUCAAUAAAAUUAAAUGCAGUUGGCAGAGUCAUUUGUUCUGGAUUUCAUGUUACCAGGCUCAUUGGAUAAAUUUAAGCAAAUGUUGUCACCUUAGGUCCAACCCAAUGUGAACAAUCCUUCUGUCCUGAAGCCAUCUUUCUUUCUAAUUAACUUUUCACAUUAUGUAAAAACCUCCUUCUGGAAAUCUGUAAUGACCAAAGUUUACCUCCUCUGUGGAUA